GAGACUUCGCUUGCUGUGACGUCACGUGCAUACCCUCUACUACACUGAAGGUCAAAAGGUUUUUUCUUCCGAUUAUGGCUCUUUGUUGCUUACCUUAUCUUCUUCCCCCUUCUACGCACCAGGAAAGCACACCCUCUCCAUCCAGGCCCUUCAGUCUAAAGUUAAUUUUUAAUCACAUUUUAGGGUGACAUCCCGCAUACAUGGCUAUAUAAACUGAGACUUUAUGCAUUUCCAUUUCUCAAACUCUCCUUGGUGUCACUAAUAAUACUUUUUUCACGUUGGAUGCGUCCGUCACACUCUGUGGAUCAUGUCGAAAUUCUUUACAUGGGUCUGGAAGUACAGGAAUUACCUUGUGAUAGUGCUGACACCGCUUUUGCUUCUACCGCUGCCGAUUGUCAUCCCCACCUCGGAGGCAAAAUGUGGCUAUGCGAUAAUCCUCAUGGCGCUGUUUUGGUGUACGGAGUGUGUCCCUCUGGCCGUGACUGCCUUGCUGCCUGUCGUCCUCUUCCCUAUGAUGGGCAUCAUGAAAUCGCAAGAGGUUUGCGUCCAGUACCUGAAGGACUCCAACAUGCUUUUCAUUGGCGGGCUGCUGGUGGCCAUCGCUGUCGAGCAAUGGAACCUGCAUAAGAGGAUCGCCCUUCAGGUUCUGCUCAUUGUAGGGGUGAAGCCAUCUCUCCUGUUGAUAGGCUUCAUGAGCACCACAGCUUUUCUGUCCAUGUGGACCAGUAACAUGGCCUCCACGGCCAUGAUGCUGCCCAUCGCCAGCGCUGUGCUGAAGCAGCUGUGUGUCACGGAGGCCAGCGCUGAAGAGAGGAAGAGGAAUCAAAGCUUGGAUGCUGGAAUGGAUGGUCUGGACAACCAGGUAUUUGAGAUUAGUGACACCAAAGAAAGCAACGACAAGGAGCUCGAACUACAGGGCCACAGUAGCAACUUGGAGCUUUGUGACAAGAAUCUGGACGUAGAGGAGAAACGACUGGAGAGGGAGCGGAGGUACGCGAAGCUGCUGAAGGGCAUGAGCCUGAGUGUUUGUUAUUCUGCCUGCAUCGGAGGAACAGCCACCCUCACUGGAACCACACCCAACGUGAUCCUGAAGGGCCAGAUGGAUGAUCUCUUCCCAGAUAACGGAGGCGUCAUCAACUUUGCAAGCUGGUUUGGCUUCGCAUUUCCCACCAUGGUGGUCAUGCUCGCCCUGUCCUGGUUAUGCCUACAGUUCAUGUUUCUGGGCUUUGACUUUAAAAAGUCCUUCGGGUGCGGCACGAAUAAAGAUGGCGACAAGCAGGCGUACCAAGUAAUCAAAGAUGAGUACAAAAAGUUGGGCAGGAUGAGCUUCGCCGAGAUCUCUGUGCUGAUCGUUUUCACGUUGCUGGUCCUGCUGUGGUUUACCAGGGACCCGGGGUUCAUCCCCGGCUGGGCCACCGUGCUCUUCAACAAAGACAAACCGUACAUCACAGAUGGCAGCGUGGCCAUAUUAAUGUCAGCACUCCUCUUCUGCAUCCCCUCCACGUUGCCCUCAUUUCGGGGGUCCGCUGCUAAUGCCCCUCCUCCGCUGCUCACUUGGGACGUGGUUCAUCAAAAGAUGCCUUGGCACAUCCUUUUACUCCUCGGCGGAGGGUUUGCAUUGGCCCAUGGAAGUGAGAAAUCAGGACUCUCUGUGUGGCUUGGACAAAGUCUCACACCGCUGCAGAGCAUCCCUCCUUUUGCUAUCUCCAUCCUCCUUACUCUACUGGUGGCCACGUUCACCGAAUUUUUCAGCAACACUGCCACCACCACGCUCUUUCUGCCGGUGCUGGCCUCCAUGGCCAUUGCCAUUAAGAUACAUCCACUGUAUAUCAUGCUCCCCUGCACCUUUGCCACCUCUCUGGCUUUCAUGCUCCCCGUGGCCACUCCACCCAACGCCGUCGCCUUCUCCUUCGGCAACCUUAAAGUCAUGGACAUGGCCAAGGCUGGGUUCUUGCUGAACCUUGCUGGAGUUUUAACCAUCAACAUUGCCAUUAACACAUGGGGUGUAGUCAUGUUUCAGCUGGAUACCUUUCCAAGUUGGGCUAAUGUCAGCAAGACUCCUUGAAUGUGAUAAUAUCUGUCUAUUUAUCUGGGUUCCAUUGAUGGAGGCCUGGGCUGGCAGCUGUCUUAAUAAUUUUAUUUAACAAUCCUUGUACACUCAAAACAGUACAUCCUAAUUCACACCUUUCAGUUUUAUAUUGUGCUUCAUGUUGUAUAUGUUGACUUGUAGUUUUGGAGUCCAGCUUGAUGUUUUUUUUUGUUGUUGUUGUUGUUGUUUUUUUUUUUAGCUUAACCACAUUCAGCUUAUUCGGACAGUCAGACAAUUAAAUCACAGUUCAUACACUUGCAGUUAAAUAUCAACAUUGUGAGUUCAUUGUAUCUGUAAUAAACAGAGUUAAACUAUUGUAAUGGAAUUACUCAACCGGUUUAACCACUGUCUGUUUUCUUUUUUUUGUAUUGUGUUGUAUUGGGUGGUUACAUUUGUAACAAAGUUCUUUGAGUGAAGAGACUCUCCAUCAUCCAUAUACAGUGUAUAUAGUGGUGGAAAAAAGUUUUCGGACACCCUUAAAAUUUUACACAAUCUCAGAUAUUCCCUGUGUCUGACAUCGUUCACUCACUCCCUAACCCCUACUCCCUAUGUAGGGUUGCACACACUACACAUCAUUGUUUGACACGCAGUUAAUGAUAUUACUAUUGUCACAUCAUUACGUGUCAGACUGCCAUGGCUCCCCUGGUUAUCCCAUUAUAAUUUACAGAUUACUAAAACGUGAUGGUUGUGUAAACAAAUAUGUGUGAUAUUCAUGAAAUAAAAAAUAAAAA
Messenger RNA from Mugil cephalus (flathead mullet), 2820 nucleotides. RefSeq names its product solute carrier family 13 member 2-like. Gene Ontology annotation, molecular function: transmembrane transporter activity. Gene Ontology annotation, biological process: monoatomic anion transmembrane transport. Lineage: Eukaryota; Metazoa; Chordata; Actinopteri; Mugiliformes; Mugilidae. The transcript is spliced from 12 exons. Bases 308 to 2065 code for a protein of 585 amino acids. The record is from RefSeq and is a predicted model, not a curated record. Gene Ontology annotation, cellular component: membrane.